Messenger RNA from Funneliformis geosporum, 475 nucleotides. Lineage: Eukaryota; Fungi; Glomeromycota; Glomeromycetes; Glomerales; Glomeraceae. The record is from the annotation of a GenBank genome assembly.
AUGUAUGCAUUAAUUACAUUUAUCAUUAUUUUUGCUCUUAUCGCUUAUUUCAUUUAUGUUAGAAAUAAAAUACCAAAAGGACUUGAAGGCAUACCAUUUAUUUCUAUGUUGCCUACAAUAUUGGCGUUAUUACAACAAAAGCAUCAUGAUGAAAUUCAAGAUACAAUUGCAGAGUCUUCAAGAGGUUAUGAUCUUUAUUUGAGUCGCUUUAUAAAUCGAACAGCCCUAACCAUCAAUAAUCCUUUGUACCUUAAAAAUUUCUUUACAAAAAUAGAGAAUGAUGAUCCUCCAAAACUUAAUAUGGAUUACAGAAAAAUCGUAGGAGAAUUUUUCGGAGAUGGUUUAAUAUUUUCGAAUGGUGACAAAUGGAGAACUUUUAGAAAAUUAGCCAAUCCAGCUUUCAAUAAAGCCUUGUCCCCAGAUAUAGUUGGGAAAAUUACGUUUGAACUUUUUAAUUUCAUGCAACAAGAUUUAA